AUGGACAAAGAAAGUAAAAAUGACGACAAUUUCGUUCAAUUGUGUGAAGUGACAUUUGACGAUUUUUAUCGUUUGAUUCUUAGUGACGACAUAGAAGAGGUGGAAAAAAUACUAAACUGCGGUGAGCACAUCAAUCUGAACACAAUUCACACCCAGAACACCCCCCUGAACAAUGAUGGACAAAUCCCAUCUGUUAGAAUGCCCAUUCUCCAUCUCGCUUGUAUGUACAAACGCCUUAAGAUCACACAGCUGCUAUUAGAGUAUGGCGCCGACCCGCUCUACAAGGAUGAACAGGACCACCGGACCCCAACCUGGGUCCUGCUGAUGUAUUGGAUGGUACCGGACUUGUUAGUCAGUAGAGUGUCAUCAGACGACGAGGAAGCAGACGAGAUACAGAGAACCUUCGUAAGGAACCGCAGACGACAUCUGUCAAUUGCCACCAGCCUUCUGGAUCUACUGCUGCAAUAUUCAAAUGACCCUGAUCAACCGAGCGUCAUAAAGGCGAGGACCCUGUUACAUUUGUGUGCUCAAAGAAAUUUAGUCAACCCCAUCGGUCAUUUGCGAAAGUGGAAGGCUUCCAUUGAUCCGCUUGAUCAGGACAGGAACACACCGGCGAUGUUAGCUGCCAUUCACGGGAAUCUGGAUAGCCUAAAUGAACUUCUGCGUCUUGGGGCCAAUGUAAAGAAACGAAAUAAUGCUGGUCGUAAUAUAGUACAUAUCUUGGCCAGCUCGGAGAGAACAACAGCAUCACAAAUGGCAUUAUUGUUUAGAAAAUUCCCAAGUUUGACGAAAGUCGUAAACGAAAUAACACAAUGCGGAGAGACGCCACUCCAUCAUUGCGCCGUGCGCGGUAACGGUGAAAAAGUUCAUCUCCUGAUAUCUAAAGGCACCGACUGUUCCAUAAGGGAUAUCUACGGCCAAUCUCCGUUGUAUCUUUUGCUGAAGCUACACAGUAUUGCGUGCGUUUACCUAGGAUUCGUGUCCCUACUCACGGAAACAUCACAACUAUGGCUAAAGGAUGCUGAAGGGAAUUAUCCAAUCAAAUUGAUGGAAGACUCCCCUCGUCACGUGAGACGGAAGUUGCUCGAGAUGAGCCGCAAUCCACCCCGUUUGUACGGAAUAUGUUUACAGAAAAUGUACAACCUCCUGGCCAAACCAUGCGACUUGUCCUGUGCCGCUAACAUAUACCGGGACAGCAAAAUGGUGUCUAUCGCGGACGUUCUCAAACUGGACUGUCCAAGAGGACUCAUUAUGGACAUUCUGACGUAUAAGCAUUGCCUUCGGAACAAGUGGUCGCAUAUUAUAUUUAGUCACACAUAG
Messenger RNA from Ostrea edulis (European flat oyster), 1320 nucleotides. Its product is annotated as ankyrin-1-like. Gene Ontology annotation, molecular function: protein binding. The transcript has a single exon. Lineage: Eukaryota; Metazoa; Mollusca; Bivalvia; Ostreida; Ostreidae. The coding region runs from base 1 to 1320 and encodes 439 amino acids. The record is from RefSeq and is a predicted model, not a curated record.